AGAGAGAGGAGAGAGAGAGAGAGAGAGAGAGAGAGAACCAGCAGCAGCAGCAGAGAUAGAGAUAUAGAGACAUCUCACUGCGGUUCAGCUUCUUCUGCUCUAACGGGAUCUGUUGGGAAGUAUUUUGUCGACACAAAUUGAUUUUCAUUUACGUCCGCGUACCAUGACCGAACAAUCAGCAUUACUUCUUCGAAAACAACUAGCAGAGCUCAACAAGAACCCCGUGGAGGGCUUUUCAGCUGGUCUGAUAGAUGAUGAUGACAUAUAUAAAUGGGAAGUUGUGAUCAUUGGUCCACAAGAUACCCUUUUUGAAGGAGGGUUUUUCAAAGCAUAUCUAACCUUUCCCUAUGAUUAUCCACUACGGCCUCCUAAGAUGAAGUUCAUCACAGAAAUCUGGCACCCAAACGUGGCAAAGAACGGGGAUGUUUGCAUCUCAAUUCUGCACGAGCCAGGAGAAGAUAAGUUUGGUUAUGAAAAGCCCGAGGAGCGCUGGCUUCCCAUCCACACGGUAGAGACAAUCAUGAUUAGUGUUAUCUCCAUGCUGGCAGACCCCAACAGCGACUCACCAGCUAACGUGGACGCGGCGAAAGAGUGGAGGGAGGACCCUAACGGUGAAUUCAAGAGGAAGGUGGCUCGCUGUGUAAGAAAAAGUCAAGAGAUGGCUUUUGAUUAGGAGUCAAUUGUAAAUUCCAGGUUAAAGGAAAUGCCUUCAGAGGGAAGAUUUCAGCAAAAGGCUUUUGCACCCCUUGUUUUGCCAGUCAGAGGAAUUGGUUGGCUUCAACCACGUUUCUGUGAACGGUUGUCAUUUUCCGCAAGAUGAGCCAAUUUGAGAACCCUACCAGCGAAAUUAACCUGUUUCCUACCUGGAACUGUAUAUUUAAUUUAAUUUAUUUUGAAAAAUUAAUGAUGUAAAAUAUGUCACUACUGUAAAUUAACUUGCUUUUUUAUCUGCUGCUGAACAGUUUCUACUUUAUACCAGGUUUCUUAUGCAAUUUAGUGGUCAAGAUUGUGUAAAA
This is a messenger RNA of Sebastes umbrosus (honeycomb rockfish), 1016 nucleotides long. RefSeq names its product ubiquitin-conjugating enzyme E2 G1-like. Gene Ontology annotation, molecular function: ubiquitin conjugating enzyme activity. Gene Ontology annotation, biological process: proteasome-mediated ubiquitin-dependent protein catabolic process; protein polyubiquitination. The coding region runs from base 164 to 673 and encodes 169 amino acids. Lineage: Eukaryota; Metazoa; Chordata; Actinopteri; Perciformes; Sebastidae. The transcript has 6 exons. The record is from RefSeq and is a predicted model, not a curated record.